Molecule: messenger RNA, 7317 nt
Organism: Propithecus coquereli (Coquerel's sifaka)
Lineage: Eukaryota; Metazoa; Chordata; Mammalia; Primates; Indriidae
Gene: URB1
Product: URB1 ribosome biogenesis 1 homolog (S. cerevisiae)
Exons: 39
Coding region: 76-6876 (2266 amino acids)
Biological process (GO): maturation of LSU-rRNA from tricistronic rRNA transcript (SSU-rRNA, 5.8S rRNA, LSU-rRNA); maturation of 5.8S rRNA from tricistronic rRNA transcript (SSU-rRNA, 5.8S rRNA, LSU-rRNA)
Cellular component (GO): nucleolus
Source: RefSeq, a predicted model, not a curated record
UCGUUUGUCUGUGUGCCUCUUUUUGCCAGGUACCCGCAAGUGUGUGAUUUCCGUCGCGCCCCCACCCUCUCGGCCAUGGGGGUCCCCAAGAGGAAGGCCCGGGGCGGCCAGGCUUCCUCCGCGGGCGCAGCCAAGCGGGCCCGCAAGGAAGAGCUCACGGGCGUGCGGUUCAAGGCUCAGCUGAGGGACCCGCAGGACACCGGGCCAGCCCUGGAAGCAUUUGUCUCUGCUGCCAAGAAGCUACCACGAGAAGACAUGUACGAUGUUGUGGAAGGUUAUAUAAAGAUUUCUGUUGAGUGUGCUGAAAUUUUCCAGCUCCUGAGUGGAGAGAAGCGGCCUGAAAGUGAAAUGCUAUUAAUAUUUCAAGUUUUCGAGGCCAUAUUGUUGAGGACAGCAAGUGAUCUUUCACAUUUUCAUGUGGUGGGAACCAACAUUGUGAAAAAGCUGAUGAACAACCACAUGAAGCUCAUCUGCGAGGCCCUGUAUGCCUCGGGGUACAGGUUGGCACGAGCCUGCCUGAACCUGAUGGCCGCCAUGGUGACCCAGGGUCCCGAAGCUGCCAGGGAUGUCUGCAGCCAUUUUGAUUUGAAUAAAAAGACAUUGUAUGCCCUGGCGACCAAGAGGGAUUCAAAGGGGGUGCACGAUGUUCGGCUGGCCUACAUUCAGUUUGCCCUCUCCUUUUUAAUCACUGGCGAUGACAGCACUAUAGUGCAAGUGUUGGAAGUGAAAGAGUUUAUUCCUUGCAUUUUUAGCUCAGGCAUAAAGGAAGAUAGGAUUUCUACUAUCAAUAUUUUGUUAUCCACACUGAAAACAAAGGUGGUUCACAAUCAAAAUAUCACAAAAACCCAGAAGGUGCGUUUCUUUACUGGGCAGUUAUUGAACCACAUAGCAUCUCUCUACAGCUGGAAUGGGACUGCCGAUGUGAACCCAGAAAACGUCAAGGUUUCUGCUGAAGAUGCAGGGAAAAGCAUGGUGAGGGAGCUCGUUCAUAACUUCCUGAUGGAUCUUUGCUGUUCACUCAAGCAUGGAAUUAAUUUUUAUGAUGCAUCUUUUGGUACCUUCGGCAGGGGAGGAAACCUGACACUCUUGCACUUCUUGUUGGGUUUGAAAACUGCCGCAGACGAUGAGCUGGUGGCUGAGCUGGUGGUGAACAUCCUUAAAGUGUGCCCAGACUUACUGAACAAGUAUUUUAAGGAAGUAACGUUUUCUUUUCUCCCACGAGAGAAGUCCACUUGGUUAAAUAACAUCAAACUUCUAAACAAGAUCUAUGAGGCCCAGCCGGAGAUUUCCCGGGCAUUUCAGACCAGAGAGUUUAUCCCCUUGCCUCGGCUCCUGGCAAUGGUGAUGGUGACCACUGUGCCCCUGGUGUGCAAUAAGAUCAUGUUCACCCAAGCAUUAAAUCUGGACAGCAAAUCAGUGAAGCACACAGCUUUGUCCCUUAUUUCUGUCAUUUUGAAGAGAGCAUUAAAAACAGUUGACUACUGCCUGAAUAAAGACGUGUGGCAAGAAUCAGGCGUGUACACGGCUGUGAUGAUGGAAGAAUUUGUGCAGCUGUUGAGAGAAGCCUUGAGCAAGAUUUUGCCAGACCUGAACACUAUCGUGUGGGUGUGGCAGUCACUCAAAAAGCAAGAGACCAAACAGGAUGAUGAGAAGGGGAAGAAAAGGGGUGACAAGCCCCUGGCUGCCCAUGUGGCUCCCCAGUGCGAUGAUGCAGAAACCAUUCUUUUGAAAGCCGUUCUGCUCCAGGUCAUAUGUCUCUACCAGAAGGUGGUCCCGCACGUGGUCAUGCAGUACAACUUUGACUUCAGCAAGCUCCUGAAAGGCGUCAUCUCCGAGCAGAGCCUUCGAGAGGAGGUGCCGCCCAUUCUGCAGCACCACAUGCUAAAGGUGGCCCUGGAACUGCCCGCCAGCAAGUUUUUGUGGUUAAAGGCACAGGAAGGCCCAGAUGCAGAAAUUAUUGGAGGCGAGCGGUCAGUGUUUUACUUACUGAUGAAAAUGUUUGUGACCAGUAGUCAUUCACAGCUGAAGUCAUCAACCAAACUUCUGAUCAUGAAGAUUCUUCGGGACACAGGGGUGUUUGAGCACACCUGGAAGGAGCUGGAGCUGUGGCUGGAGCACUUAGACGGCACCGUGGAAGAGAACAAAGAGACUGUGAUUCAGUUUCUGGAACGUAUUUUAUUGACAUUGGUGGCGAAUCCCUAUUCAUACACAGACAAAGCAUCCGACUAUGUCCAAGAAGCAAGCACCCUGCAGGCCACUGCGAUGAAGCAAGAUGCUGAUGACGUCAGCAUUCCCAUCUCCCACAUCGAUGAUGUGCUCGACAUGGUGGACGUCCUCGUGGAGGGCAGCGAAGGCUUGGAUGAGGAAAUUGGGUUUUUGUUAAAUGAAGACAUGAUCCUGCUCACGUUCCCAUUCAGUGCUGUGGUCCCUGCGGCCCUGGAAGCCAGGAAUAAAUUGCUCCUUGGGACAGAAAAUGAAGCAGUGGAAAGCGUCGUGGCGUAUCUGACAGCGGUGCUGACCGACCUCCUCCACACUCAGAGGGACCCCCUCGCUCUGUGUCUUCUGCUCCAGGCUUAUGACAAGUUUGAGUCUCCCAGCCCACCUUGCUGCCAUCAGCUCUCCCAGUUUAACAGAUACUACAGCCUCUGGAUCCCGGAGCAAGCCCUAGAGGCCUGGCCGCUCCAGGUGGCGGGCAGCGCCGCAUGCCCUGCUCCUCCCUCGGCCGCCUCCUUCGCCACCCUGCUGCAGACGGCCUACGAGAGCCAGACGCUCCGGGAUGAGCACGUCCAGACGCAGUUGCAGGCCGCCAUCCCGCGCCUCCCCAUGCACCAGAUCCUGCGCGCGGUGAAGCAGGUGCUGCUCUACCUCAGGAGCACUGUGGAGAACUUCAGCCAGCUGGGCCGGAGUGCCGGCCCCCCACUCCUGCAGCUCUUCUUGGAUCUCCUCCGGCGCCUGGUUGUCCACUGUGAGCAGCUGGAUACCCAGAACCGGCAGGAAUUAGAGGCCGCCCAGGCCGAAUCCGACCUCUUUUUGGACAUGAAGUCCGUGGCCUCGCUGGAGUUGGCCAGUGACCAGACGCUGGAGGAGGUGCUGGUGGCCAUCCUCAGACACCCUACGCUGGAGGGCUGGUUCCUGGCCCUGGAGCAGCAGGCCCUCCCCCCCCACACCCUCAGCCCCAUCCUUGUGAAGCUCCUGGCUGCUCACUUCAGUGCAGGGGUCCUUCAGCUGCUGACAGUGAGCGCCCCGAUUCUCCAGAACAUCAAGCAGCUGGGCCUCUUGGCCAGGUACUCAGAGGCCAUCACCCAAAGCGUGUUGAAAGAGCUGCGGAGCAGGAGGGCGGGCCCGGCACCGUCAUUGCGGAAGACCCUGCCACAGCUGGAGGCCCUGCGGGAGCUGCACCCGUACAUGGAGGGCACCCAGCUCCGAGAAGUCACCCUGGCCCUGCUGAGCCUGCCCGAGACCCACCUGGUGACCCAGCAACCCACAAAGUCGCCCGGGAAAAAGAGACACCUGAGUGCUCUUGGGAAGAGCCUGGUGCAGCUGUUCAGCGGCCCCCAGGAUCAGCUGCAGGGCGGCAAGCUCCUGUGGUCCUCCGAGUACGUGAGAGGCCUGGGGGCUCUGCUCCCUGUGCUGGCCAUGGGCGAGCUGGACACCGUCCUCCUCCACACUCUGCAGGGAGACCCCAUGCUGGCCCCCGCAGUCGGGGUCGACCUGCUGGACUACUGCCUGGCCCGGCGGACACAGGCGGCCCUCGGCAUUGCUGCCCUGCUCCUUCAGCACAGCUGUACCCACCUGCUGUGGUUUGAGCGGUGGUGCCUACAGGCUGGCCCGGGGCUUGGCCGGCAGGAGGACCUGGACGACUUCCUCCCCCUCAUCCACUCCUACCUCCAGUGCAGGACUCUCAGCCAGUUCACGCGCCCAGCAGGAGUGUGCGCCGCUGUCAUUCCUGUCUUGAGGAAGGCCCUGUGGAGACGGCUGCAGAACAGGCUUCUCAGCGCAGAUGGUCCCCCAGAGUCCGGGUUGCAUGAGGAAGUCCUGGCCCAGCUGGUCCCAUUUGCAAGAGCCAAGGAUCUCAGUGUUCUCAUGGGCCACCUGCCCAGCGUGCUGCACGCUCCGGACAGUCACAAGAGGUGGAUCGUGGCAGACUGUGUCUCAGCAGCCCUGGCAGGGUCAGCAGAAGAGCUGCGUGCCUGGAGAAGGACCCUUUUGGAGUCCUGUAUAAAGUGGCUGACUGUGUCCUUCAGUGGUGGCCAGCAAGAUGAUGACGAUACUCAGGACCAGGAGAAACAAAUGCUGCUCAGAUUAGAUGAGCUGUUGCAUGCACUUAGUGAAGUUGAUCCUGCUGAUUGGCAGAAAUUUGUGAAGACAGGACUCAAGUUUCGGUAUCAGGACCACACGUUUUUAAAGACCCUCCAUGCUGCCAUACAGCUCCUGUACCGCCCAGAAAGCUCCACGAGCAUAAAGCUCAUCCCACUCCCAGUGGUCCACAUGAUGCUCACCCAGCAUUCUCUGUUUCUGCCGACUCUGCUGAAGUCUGAAGAGGGGGACAACCCAGACAGUCAAGUAAAAGAAGCGCUGGUGGACCUGAUGUCAGCGGUGGUGAGGCUGUGCCCCUCCGUCUGUGAGAGCAGCCACUUUGCGGUGCUUCUUGGGGCCUACAGUGCCACUCUCAGCGUCUUGGACCAGAAGAUUUUACUUCUGCUCCGGGCAUAUGAGCACAACAAGCUCAGCCUCAUCAACUUCAGGGUGCUACUGUGGGGCCCAGCGGCCGUGGAGCAUCACAAGACGUGCCGGAGCCUGGGCAAGUCGCUGUGGCAGCAGCCAAGCGUCGGGGACAUCCUCCGCCUGCUGGAUCGGGACCGGAUGCUGCAGACCAUCCUGCACUUCCCCCAGAACCGGAGGCUGCUGCCGCCUGAGGAUGCACAGGAGCUGAUAUUCAAAGACAAGAGCGCGGUGGAUCUCGACGGCCUGUACGACCCCUGCUUUCUCCUUCAGCUAUUCAGUGAGCUGACCCGGCCAGAAUUUGUGGUGGAUUGUCGGAAAUUUUUGGAUUCCAAUGCUCUGGGCCUGACUGUCGCAGCCCUCAGCAGCUAUGACCCCCAGAUGCGUGCCGCGGCCUACUGUGUCCUGGCGGCCUACUACUCACACCUGGAGGGGGCACGGUUCCGAGAGCAGUCUCAGCUCCUUUACCUGUUGGAUGUAGUCCGGAAUGGGAUUCGAACUCAGAACAUGAGACUCACUUUUACCUUGGCUCUCUUCAUUGCCAAAGCAGCCUUGCAGAUUUUGAAACCAGAGGAGCACAUGUACUUGAAGAUCAGCAAGUUCCUGCUAUCACAUGAGUAUUUGCAUAUGGACAAAGUGCCGGGCUUCUACCAGUUCUUCUACAGCUCCGACUUCGAGCAAAAGACGGAGCAGGAGUGGGUGCUUGGCGUUCUGCGGCAGGGGAUCCGUGACAAGCACUGCUACGAGCUGUACACGCGGCGUGGCGUUUUUCACAUCAUCCUGUCCUUCUUCCACAGCCCUUUGUGUGACGAAGGGGCGCAGAAUUGUAUUCUGGAAAUUCUACAGAAUGCUGCCCAGGUUGCCAAAUCUGCCUAUGAAAUCAUACGGGACUAUAGCCUUUUAACGUGGAUCUUACACAUCCUUGAGAGCAAGUUUCUAGAGACUCCGCUGCUGUCCAACGUGAUCUCCUUGCUGCAUGCACUGUGGGUGACCAACCUGGGGGACAGAGGAGUGGAGUGGGAGAGCCAGCCUCCCGGCCAGCCCGGUCCCCGGGAGCCCCCCAAGCUGCUCGCCCUGCACCUGGUCAAUGAGUUCCUUUAUGUUCUUGUCAUACUCAUGAAGCACCUGAGGCCCGCCUUGGCCUCCACCCAGCUGAUCGCCUUCUUCGGGACUCUUGACUCAGUGCUGAGGUACAGGGCUACCGUCAUACAGGCCUUCAAGGACAUGAACCGAUUCACCGUGAAUGAGACGGUGCUCUCCACCAAGGACGUCCUUGUCCUCUUGCACAAGUGGAGCCUCAUUGAAAGAGACAUCAAGCUUCAAGAAGAGCUGAGAGCAGCCAUUGAGAAGUGCCAAGUCAGGGAGCUGACGAAAAUGCUAAAGGAUAAGAACAAGCCUGUCAUGACAGCCCGAGCCAAAGGCCCACGGGGCCGAAAGAGGAGGCCUCGGGAGGCAGAGGAAACGGCCGACCCUGGGCUGCAGGCGUCCAGCUUGGAGACGUGCAAGGGCCUCCUGAGGUCCAUACUGACUCACUGGGGGCCGGCGAUCCCCAACCCUGAACCUGCUCAGGACCUCGCAGACUGGGCCAGCCCCGAGAGUGAGGCACCAGGUGCUAUGGACACCGCCGCUUCCCUGGCGGUCAGCUGGGUGCUGCAGUCUGUGGCCGACCACCCGCUCAGCAGGGCAGAGGCUGCAGGACUCCUCGGCUGGCUUAAGAGCCACAUUUUGCCACACCGGGUGGUCGUGGCUGACCUUCUCAGGGACAGCGCCGUGAGGAGCAGCAUAUUCAGGCUGUAUAGCCGGCUCUGUGGUGCUGAGGGGCUGGCGGGGCCUGCGCAGGAUGUGGCCUGCCUGUUCAACGCGGUCAUGCUGCAGCUGGUGGCCGCCCAGGGCCGGGCGGGGAGCCCCUUCCACCCCGCGGUGGAGGCCCUCUCCCUCUCCUCUCUGAGCGAGAAGGAGGGAGCCACGCGAGCCUCUGCGGCCUUCCUGGUGUCUCUGUACGUGAAGGACGUCUGGCUGGGGGCCCAGCGGCCAGACACCCUCCUGGCCCACGUGCGAAUGGUCUGCGACGCUGCGGAGGAUGUGCCCGGCGGUGGGCAGGAGGCCAUCGCUGUGCUCUGCAGGGACCUCGCUGCCGCAGCCUCGGACGCGUAGCUCCCUGCUGGCUGCGGACUCAGCCUGGUGACCAGCGCCUGGAGCACCAGCUGCUGGAAGUCUGGUGUGGUCAGGGGUUUCUGGGGAAGGUGUGUGAAAUGACAGGUUCAGUACACGGCCUCCGUUCUCUGACAGGAAGCGUUGAGAAGACUUUGUUUAACCAACCAGUGAAUGAUAAAUUCAGGGGACUGUGUACAGCACAGAGCCGCGAUGAGGGGGGCACUUCCGGCAGGUUAGGUGAGAGCCUCCCUCUCUUGUUCUUCAAAGAAGUGUCUCAAGUUGAGGCGGUACAGUCCUUCUGAGUGCAGACGGGAUUCGUGGACGGUAAAGCUAAAAUGUCAAACAGUAUGUCUGAUAUGUUUUGAUGAGCACAGAGAGAUGUGUAAGUUUUUUUUCUAAAAAGUUGUAACAAAGCUUAGUGUGACUUUUUGAAUAAAUUAG